AACAGCGGUGGCGUCUCAACGCCCGAGUGCUGCUCUGAGCUCACGACGCCUGCACCCGCAACGCGCGCGCACACACACACGUGCUGCCACUUACACACGUGACACACGUGCUGCGACUUACACACACACGUGACACUCACGUGACACACACACACGUGACACUCACGUGCUGCGACUCACACACACACACGUGACACUCACGUGACACACACACACGUGACAUACACACGUGCUGCGACUUACACGUGACACACACGUGCUGCGACUCACACACACGUGACACUCACACACGUGACACACACGUGCUGCGACUCACACACACGUGACACACACGUGCUGCGACUCACACACACGUGACACUCACACACGUGACACACACACACGUGACACUCACACACUUGACACACACACACGCGACACACACGUGCUGCGACUCACACACACGUGACACACACGUGCUGCGACUCACACACACGUGACACUCACACACGUGACACACACACACGUGACACUCACACACUUGACACACACACACGCGACACACACGUGCUGCGACUCACACACACGUGUCGUGCUGCGACUUACACGCGCCGCUCGGGUUCAUGGUAAACGUCAGCUUCAGUGCAACAACAACGACAUCGACAUCGUCAGUCUCGCCACCGGCAAGCCAUGAGCAGCACUUAGACAACCGAUCGUCGACUGGCUGUUCACACUGCGUCCGUCAUACAAAGCAAACAAAUCGAUAAUAGUUUGAGCAUUAUCGGUAGCCCUGGCGUGGUGAUAAUCACCCGCAGCAAAUCGUCAUUUAGCGAGAGACGAGGGUGGUGGCUUCUGCUUGCUACAACAACAGCAGCAAUGAUGAUGGACAUGUUCAGUGUGGAUGAAUUCUUGGAGGAGUGUAGGGAGAAUGGCACCAACUCCACCAACUCGUCGUCGACCUUUUCCUCCAAGAUGAACGUCUACAAGAAGUCGUUUUCCAACAUCGAAGAGGCGCUGGAAACCGAUCGCGGGUGCUUGCAGAAGAUGAAGAAAUACGUGAAGACUAUGUGCACCUCAGGACAAACAUACGUUGAAAACGAGGAGCUCUUUUCCAAUUACCUGGAGAAGUUUGGAAACAACUAUUUGGAGAGGGAAGAACCACACCUGGCCACGGCUUUCCUCAAAUUCUCCGUCUACACAAAGGAGCUGUCGUCACAUCUGAAGAGCAUGAACCGACAAGUAAACAAUGUCAUUGUGUUCUCCUUGGAUACUCUUCUGAAAGGUGACUUGAAGGAAGUCAAGGGGGACCUUAAAAAAUCAUUUGACAAAACGUGGAAGGACUAUGAAACCAAAAUGUCCAAAACAGAGAAGGAAGAGGACAUGGAGCGUGAGCGGAAAGCUGUGCAGCUGCAGAUGUGCGAGUAUCUGAUCAAAGUGAAUGAGAUUCAAUCCAAGAAAGGGGCCGAUUUUCUUCAGCAUUUGAUCAAACUCUACCACACUCAUUCCAGUUUUUUCCAGGACAGUUUAAAAAUAGUUGAGAGUCUGAAAGGCUCAGUUGAAGACCUCACCGCAGAACUAACAAAUAUCAAGCAGGCGCAAGAUGAUGAGCGCAAGAAGCUGUGUGCCAUGAAGGACAAGUUGAAGGAUUCUCUUCAAGUGGAGAGCAAGGAGGAUGCUGGAAAGCUGCAGGCGGUCUACAGCCUGCAUCAGCUGCAGGGAAACAAAACUCAUGGCAAUGAAAAGAGUGGACACCUUCUGAAGAAGAGCGAUGGAAUACGGAAAGUGUGGCAGAAAAGAAAAUGUGAUGUCAGAAAUGGAUUUUUGCUCAUAUACCAUGGAGUGGCCAACCGCCAGCCAGCAAAGCUCAACUUGCUGACUUGUCAAGUGAAGCCGAGUGCGGAAGAUCGCAAGUGCUUCAGUUUGAUCUCGUAUAACAGAACAUACCAUUUUCAAGUGGAAGAUGAAAGAGAAUGCGCCGUUUGGGUCUCGGUGCUGACCAACAGCAAAGAGGAGGCCAUGAACAACGCGUUUAAGGGAGAGCAUGGGGCGGACAUCAGCAGUGUGCAGGAGCUGACGAGCGACAUCAUCCUGGAAGUGCAGAGCAUGCCCGGGAACGACACGUGCUGCGAUUGCUCCGUAGCAGAUCCCAGCUGGCUGGCGACCAACCUUGGCAUCUUGACAUGCAUCGAAUGCUCGGGGAUUCAUCGCGAGAUGGGUGUGCACGUCUCCCGCAUCCAGUCCAUCACCCUCGAUGUGCUGAGCACGGCCGAACUGCUGCUGGCUAGAAAUGUGGGCAACUACAGGUUUAAUGAAAUUCUUGAGAGCAACCUGCCGACCGACUGUGAUAUCAAACCAGCAGCCGACAGCGACAUGAACGAGCGGCGGUCUUACAUCACCGCCAAGUACAUCGAGCGCAAGUACACGAAGCGGAGCGCGCAGUCCAGCGCGGACAAGGCGGCCGCCCUGUGCGCCGCCCUCGUGGCCAAGGACGUCUUUGCGCUGAUCGAGGUCUACAGCGAAGGGGUGGACCUGCUGGAGCCGCUCGAUGCGGCGCACGUGCAGGAGAAAGGGGAGACUGCAUUGCACUUCGCCGUCCGCCAGUCAGACAGGAGCUCUCUGCACCUUGUCGACUUUCUCAUCCUCAACUGUAGAAAUGUAAACAAGCAGACGGAGAAUGGGAACACUGCGCUGCAUUACUGCAGCCGGUACAAUGCCACUGAGUGCCUCAAGCUUCUGCUACGGAGCAAAGCUGCUCUCCACGUGUCAAAUGAAGCUGGAGAAACUGCCCUGGACAUUGCCAAACAAAUGGAUAAUGCACAGUGUGAAGACCUGCUCACCCUGGCGGAGAAGGGCUUGUUCAACCCUCGCACGCCCGUCGAGUACAACUGGAAGCUCGACAAGGAUGACCUUUGUGAGAGCGAAGACGAACUCGAUGAGAAGCCCGCCCGAAACAUCCGACCCACCAGCUGCAUCACAAGGGCAUCCCAAGUGAGCUCCGAGCACGAGAGCCAAAAGGCUGCCAAGAGGAGGCUGACCCUGCCUGCCGGAUACAGCACUCAGGACGUGAACACCGCGGCCGCCCCCGCAGUCCUCGCAGCGAGCCGUGUCGCCGACAUCCCCACGCCGUCCUCGCCGGGGGGCUCGAGAAAACUAGCGAUGGCGUCUCCGGGCUCGGCGGACGGUCCUGGCGGCAGGCGCAAGCCCCCGCCGCCACCUCCAAACAGGCCCCUGCACAAGCGGACGCACUCCGAGCCCUUUGGCCCCAGCCAGCUGAGAAACAGCACCCCACCUCCCAUUCCUCCUCUUCCCCACAUCUCUCCCAUACUGUCCAAGAGUGGCAGGAAAUCAUUCCCACAAACAAAGAAUCUUCCGGCAGGAUUGCAAGAAAGUGUGGAGAACGCAGCUUUGGCACGGAGACCUUCUACACAAAGACCCCGUCCUGCUCCCCCGAGCCCUCCAGACAACUGCGCUGUGGAGAGUGGGGUGGUGGAUGGGUCUAAAGUCUCACGGGAACCAAUUUCCCGGCCCAGGCCUCAUCCGCCUUUGCCUCCAAAGCCACAGGAAAUGCCGCAUCGUCCCCCGGUGCCUCUGCCCAGAAAGCCACCUUUGAUGAAGCCGAAGAUUAAACGGGUCAAGGCCAAAUAUGACUGCCAGGCGGACCAAAAGGACGAACUCACUUUUAUGAAAGGAGACACCAUCGUGGUAGAACGGGAGGAAGACGACGAGUGGUGGCACGGCUACGUCGAGGGCGUUCCGGCGAGACGUGGCGCCUUCCCGGUUUCCUUCAUCGAGCAACUGACCGAUUGAGCCUGCCUCUUUGCCAGAAUGUAGGCACUUUGGUGUUUGUUACAAUUCCAAGACGCCGUAUCGCUUACAAGGAAAUGCGGAGUAACUUGGUGCACUCAGGAUUUUGUCAUCAUUCCGAACUCUUGGCAUCUCUUUUUUUGUAGUUUUUUUUUGUUAAGCUCAAAAUCAAUUUAUUUUCCUUGUGGAUGAAAGUAACCAUAGGGGAAUUUACUAACGGUACAAAGCCUUUUACCCAAGUGAGGAUUAUGAAAAUGUUACCCUUGUUUCAGCUGAAACUUGGUGGGUGUUUUGGAGGCAUAAAACAAUACUAAAUCACUUGUGCAACUGGCUUUCAUGUACGAGUCACAAGUAUUCCCAGAUGAGUGUCUGCCUUAAGAAAAAUGAAAGGAGCAUUAGGGAUUUGUAACGAUGUACCCAUGUGUGUCAUGUGGAAUGCGAGUUGCGAACCAGACUUCUUCGGUUGGUUACUCUGCCAAGUACUUGCACUUAUAUUUUCAUUAUGAAUUGAAGGAAAAUAUUGGAAAGCCUUUGCACUUAUUGUUAUGAACGUUAGUCUUGACCUUUAUGUUAGAAAUAAGCUGGGAAUAAUAGUUUCCGUAGUUAGUUUUUUAAUAUGAUGGCACUUGCCUUGUUGGUUUUAAAUGCAGGCAAGGCUUCUUAUGCAUCCGCAGCACAGUAUUUGUUUACAAGUGUAAAUAAUCCAUGAUACAGUUUUUUUUUUGGGUUGGAUCACGUAAAUAUAUAAAAGUGUCGUUAAACCCGCCACCACCUGACAUAGCUAAUUAGUGAGGUUUGUCACGUAAACAGAACAUGCCAAUUCGUAGUACAGCACACCGGUGUGUUGGAGAGCAAAGCUACAACAUUUACAAUCUGAGUACGGCGUUUCACCAGUAAAUUACAACUAGCGUCAUCAGCCGACGGCCAGAUUUGUGGAGAAAUCCUCCCGUUUCGUUCCUUAAAUAGAGGGGUAGAUGUGAUGUCGUCAUCUGUGUCCCCUUCUUGCGUGAAGUGGGGGGGGAUUCAUAAAUGUUGUGGCUUUGCUCUCCAACACACCGGUGUGCUGUACUACUAACGAAUUGACACGUUUUGCUUACGUGACAAACCUUACUAAUUGGCUGUUUCGGGUGGUGGCGGGUUUAACGACGCUUUUAUAUAUUUAUACACGAUCUAACCCAAAAAAAAUGUAUUAUGGAUGAUAUUGGUCGCGAAAGCCUACGUGUAAACCAAGUGUAAACAACAACAGUUUGACUUGACCACUCUACUCUGAGGUCCAUUUAUGUAUUAAACAAAGAACAUAAUUUAUGAUAGCGAUAGCAUUGAACGUAGCAAUUGGUGUUGCUUGGUAUUCAUUGUGCGUCUUUUAUCUCUCGGUGAACCAGGUAAGGGCAUUGAGAUAUGCAGGUUUUUUUUUAACAAAGGAGUCCUGGGGUCUCUAGAAAAGGAAAUAGCUAAUUUAUAAUAAAUGUGUGUACAUACAUUUAUGUAGACAUAUAUAAGCAUACCCACAUAUAUACAGCACACACACAGUAUACAUAUGCAUGUACAAUUGUAAAAACGUAAAGGCAAAGAUUCUCAUUUUAGUCAAACAAUCACUUGGCUCUUAGCUCUUUGGUGCUUUUUGUGCGCCAGUGUUUAGUUGACCUAGUCAAGGCCUAAUGCCACUUGUGAUGUGCAGUUCUUAGCGAAAACUGGAAUAUGCCUUUUUAAGGUUUUCGUAAACUGUCAGUCUGAAUUCCAUCUCCUUUUUUUGAAGAUGGAAGGCACAGCGCAGUGGGUUGACAUGCCGCAUAUAUUAAUCCUAAUUACCGGGCUUUGUGUAGAUAUGUAUACCCUCCCAUUACGUGUAGGGGAAAGGGUCUAGGGCAGGGUGCAUUCGUUGCCAUUCUCUAUUACAAUCCUGGCGACCUGUGUUUGAAUCGUAGUAGCCAUUCAGAACACCAGUGGGGAAACAUGCCGAAAUUGUUCCUUGCGAACAGCAAUUGCCAACGAGAGUUAAUAAGACUAACAUGGGAAUCGCUUUGUCUUUGUCAUCCAGUAUACACACACACAAAUUGCACAUACAUUACAAAUAUGCACUGAUGUGCAAUGACUGGUCAAAAGGAUUAUUGGAAUGAUGCUGUUACAUCGAAUACAGUUCAGCGAUUAAUUUCGAAUGCCCCCUUCAAAGCAAUCUUAUUCUGCCAUCGAUGCAUCUUGUGCCAGUAAUUACGCAGCUUAACUGAGUCUGUAGCUGAAGCCUCUCAUUUGCCUAAUCACAUUUGCAUUAAGUUUGUCAUUAUCUUUUUAAAAUAGUUCCGUUCAAAGUGAGUACAUUGCAAUCUGUAUAAGUUGUUGUAACAUGGGGAGAGUUUCAGUAGGAGCAGACUUGCCAAAUUUAACACAUUCCUGCGGAUGGAGCUGGUAGGAACGUUGGGUUGUUCGGUCAAUGGCCAGGGUCAACGGCGGCGUGGUGUAUUCCGCAAAUAUGCCCGACUGUGAGGGCGGGCACAAGCCGGCGUGAGUAGGUUAAACGUUGAGUUUUAUAAGGGCACCACGGGGUGACCAGCCCCUCCCCACCCAGCGCCACCCCUCCCACCCAGCCCCACUCUCCCCACCCAGCCCCUCCCCACCCUCCCCUCUCCACCCAGCUCCACCCCUCCCAUUUUUUGAUGCACGACGGACGGACACAAUAAUCCCCUGUGGGCUGGUGUAACCAGGAGGUUCCUACCGGUAACAGGAAAUUUGAUGUUGCAUUGUUGGUCACUCUCCACGAUAACCCACAAGGUGCCAAACUCGUACCAAAAUGUUCUGCUUGUGCGAUUUGUCCACUAAUUCCUGUGACUUUGUGGACAGUACUUUGUAGGGUUAAAAUUUGACUAAACUUUCGUGACUGCAGGAAUUCAUAUUUUUUGGAUCUUUCGGUGAAGUCACGUAGAUAGAAAAAUAAUAAUAUAAAUAAAGUGAAUAAGAAUAAAAAUGAUUAAAAUAAAAUCAAAAACAUGAAUGUAUACUGUAACCUGGUUCUUAAUCGGAGUGGGCGAAUUGGCAUUCUAUAAUGUAGACUGUAGCAAUGGUUAUUAAGCUUGGUGAGCGUAUUGGCAUUUUAUAAUGUAGACUGUAGCCUGGUUCUUAACCUGAGUGAGUGUACUGGCAGUCUAUAAUGUAGACUUAUUCUUGGUUCUUUCAGUAAUAAAAUAACAAAAACCACGACGUUUCGAUCACAACACAGGCGAUCGACUUCAGGAGGAAAGAGAGAGAUGGUCACCUCAGGCAACCGCUGAUAAAGGUUUCAAAACUGGGCGUGGCACAAGAGCAAAGGGCGGGGCUUCAGAAAACAUUAAUUAUUUUUAUAAUUUUUUAAAUUCACUUUAUUAUUUUUCUAUCUGCGUGAAUUUACCGAAAGAACCAAACCUUGAAGGGGUUCAGAGAGCGUGUUUUUUCUAAUCAUAUCUUUAAUUGAAUAAAAUCCUUCCAUAGACUUUUUGACCAGCCCUCAUAUUGCAUACAAAGGUAUGCAAAAAUAAGAGGUCACCAUUUGCAAGGUUACUGUCAACGGGCUUUAAUGUAAAGUUUGCUGAAUUUAAUGUCUAUAUGCAACAAGCUUGUUACACGUUCUUAUGAAUAAAAAAAAAUAACUUGAUGUAAAGUUUACAAACUGUAUGAAAAAUCAUCUACCGUGUUACAUAUUGUUCGUAGUCUACCACAUUUCAUGUUUAUUUGUCAAUCAGAUGUUGCCAAAUGCUUUUGCAUAUUUUACCAAGUCUAUUGCACUGGUUUGUUAUUCACCCCUGAGGCUAUGAAUAUUGAUCUAUUUUUUCCCUACCAAACAUCACACGUCUCUAUUUUAGUCUUCGUGUCAACAUUAUUCAUAAAUUUGCUUCUAACGUUCCCAUGUUCCAAUAGCAUGGAGUAUAUCCCAUGGGGUUUCAAGGGCAUGCUCGCUCCCCCACUCAGCUUUCCUGCAUUGGCACUUUGUUUCUGGUGUAUUGGUGAAUUUGCCACACGGCGCAUACCAUUGGCAUACCAUUGUUUGGCCUGUGAAACAAAAAUGACUUGAUUUGUGUUUAACAAGCCUAACACUGGACUAUGCCAUAUGAGAGAUGCAUGAUGUCAAAACGAACAUUGAAACGUUUUUUUCUGGAAAUAUGCAGCAAUAAUUAUGAUAAAUGAAAGUGGGAGUCUUGAGUUAGAUAUCAUGACAAGGAAACUGUUAUUGUGGCCACGUGGUGCAAUAGAUGCUGGUGAAAACUGAGAAAAGGACAAUUCUAUGUUGGUAUCGUAAGAAUAAAAAAUAAGUAGUUCCAUCCUUGUACAUUUUAAAGUUUUGUAAGACUGGGAUGUAUUGGAAGUGUUUUACGUACGAAAGGCGACUUUUGCGAGUUUGUUUUAGUUCUCUUUGGUUAUACCUUGUGUUUUACCCAUUUUAAAUAAAGCAAUUCAUUGAAAUUUUCAA
This is a messenger RNA of Lethenteron reissneri (Far Eastern brook lamprey), 8218 nucleotides long. RefSeq names its product arf-GAP with SH3 domain, ANK repeat and PH domain-containing protein 2-like. Gene Ontology annotation, molecular function: GTPase activator activity; protein binding. Gene Ontology annotation, biological process: positive regulation of GTPase activity. The record is from RefSeq and is a predicted model, not a curated record. NCBI's taxonomy places the organism in Eukaryota, Metazoa, Chordata, Hyperoartia, Petromyzontiformes, Petromyzontidae. Gene Ontology annotation, cellular component: cytoplasm.